CUAGUGCCAUUUAUAAGUAAUUAAGAUCCCUCUUCAUUUUUAGUUACCGUCUGUACGCAAGUGUAUUUAAUGGCUCAUGUUUUGUAGAGUAGUGGAAUAUUGUUUGCUUAAAAAGUAAACGAAUUCUAUUUCUUGAAUACUAAGUUUAAAGCAGACCGAAAAUGGCUGCUGGUAUAAGCUGUGCGUUACGAAGAAUUAUAUCCACUGCCGCGACCCUUAGCCAAGGACAUUUAAAAUAUGGAGCGUCUUUGAAUUUCGUAAGACAUGCCACUUGGUACCCUGAUGCUGAGUUUUUCAAGCAGUUUGAUGGUCCUGUUAUGUAUCCAGAUGAAAUUUCCUCAAAGUGGAAGCUACCCCCCUGGAAUUCUAAAAUACCUCCUGUAGAAAAAACUGUCCGUAACAUCGCAUUAAACUUUGGUCCACAACACCCAGCAGCUCAUGGUGUUUUGCGGAUGGUGUUAGAACUAGAUGGAGAGACAGUUAUGCGGGCUGAUCCUCACAUUGGUUUGUUAUUUCUACGUGUUAAAAUAUAUUUUUAUUUAGAGAUUUUCAUAACUCUUUUUUUUUGGUAUAGUGGUGUUAUGUUACGAGGUUCGGGAAUCAAAUGGGAUAUCAGAAAAGCACAGCCAUAUGAUGCUUAUGACCAGGUAGAGUUUGAUGUACCGAUAGGAGUCCGAGGAGAUUGCUACGACAGGUAUUUGUGUCGUAUUGAAGAAAUGAGGCAGAGUCUUAACAUUAUGUACCAAUGUCUCAACAAGAUGCCACCAGGAGAAAUCAAGGUGGAUGACAACAAAAUUUCACCCCCUAAGAGAGCAGAAAUGAAGUCUUCCAUGGAAGCAUUAAUCCACCACUUUAAACUGUUUACUGAAGGAUACCAAGUUCCUCCAGGUGCAACUUAUACAGCAGUGGAGGCUCCUAAAGGGGAGUUUGGUGUCUACCUAGUAUCUGAUGGUACAAGUCGUCCGUACAGGUGCAAGAUUAAGGCUCCUGGGUUUGCUCAUCUUUCUGCUAUUGACGAAAUGGGUAGAAACCAUAUGCUAGCAGAUAUUGUUGCAAUUGUUGGUACCCUUGACAUUGUAUUUGGUGAAAUUGACCGUUAACCCGAGUCACGAGUACCUUGUGAUAGUGUAGAUGUAAAACCAGUAGUAUUAGCAUCAAGGCUUAGCAGUUGAUUGUUAGAAGUGUUGUAAAGAAAUGUUUACUUUCAGCUGGAAAGUGUAUACUUUUGAAGGUAAAUAAACAAAAAAAAAAUCUUUUCACUGAAAAAAA
Molecule: messenger RNA, 1269 nt
Organism: Limulus polyphemus (Atlantic horseshoe crab)
Lineage: Eukaryota; Metazoa; Arthropoda; Merostomata; Xiphosura; Limulidae
Product: NADH dehydrogenase [ubiquinone] iron-sulfur protein 2, mitochondrial-like
Exons: 10
Coding region: 162-1100 (312 amino acids)
Biological process (GO): mitochondrial electron transport, NADH to ubiquinone
Molecular function (GO): NAD binding; NADH dehydrogenase (ubiquinone) activity; quinone binding
Source: RefSeq, a predicted model, not a curated record